This is a messenger RNA of Fundulus heteroclitus (mummichog), 2421 nucleotides long. It is a transcript of the gene abtb1, whose product is annotated as ankyrin repeat and BTB (POZ) domain containing 1. The transcript is spliced from 12 exons. Gene Ontology annotation, molecular function: protein binding. Gene Ontology annotation, cellular component: ubiquitin ligase complex; cytoplasm. The coding region runs from base 195 to 1622 and encodes 475 amino acids. Lineage: Eukaryota; Metazoa; Chordata; Actinopteri; Cyprinodontiformes; Fundulidae. The record is from RefSeq and is a predicted model, not a curated record.
UCACGUGACUGGACACCUUUAACCAAAACACAGAGGCUUCGAGGGGGACUGAGACGGUUUGUCAACAAGCGAGCAAGGCGACCUUCUCUCGGUUCUUCGAGUCCUACCUGCAGCCACAGUAAACCACCCCCACCUGUCCCCGGCAGACAGGCCGUCUCAAUGCAUUACAGAGGACCGAGAACACCGAGGCGGCCAUGGACGUGUACGACUUGUUUAGUAGUUGCAGAAAGGGCGACAUUUGUAGAGUCAGGUACCUUGUUGAACAAAGGGAUGUGGACCUCAAUGUGAGAGAUAAAUGGGACAGCACGCCGUUGUAUUAUGCCUGCCUUUGCGGUCAUGAGGAGCUGGUCCAGUACCUGUUGGCUAGUGGUGCCAAGUGUGAAGCCAACACGUUUGAUGGUGAGAGAUGUGUGUACGGCUCCCUGAAUGACUCAAUCCGACGCCUGCUCAAAGAGUACAAGUGUGUCAGCGUCCGUGCCAUGCAGCGCAACGAUUUUAACUACUUUCUACACACGUUGUUAGAACAAGGUCAGCACAGUGAUGUCAAGUUCCUGGUUCAUGGACAAAUAUUCGCAGCUCACCGAUGUGUUCUCAGCGCCCGCUCGGAGUACUUCACCGAAAUGUUUGAGACAAAAUGGAAGGGAAAGAGCCUCAUAACCCUCAAACACCCAUUGAUCAAUCCUGCAGCCUUUGGAGCAAUUCUGCAAUACUUCUAUACUGGACGAAUGGAUAUUGAUAUAAGUCUGGUGGAGGACUGCAGGCGACUUGCUAAGCAGUGCAAGAUGGCUGACCUUAUAGAAGAGCUGGAGAAUAAAUGUAAACAGGUCUAUGAAUUUGUGUCCAACAAGCCUGGAACCUGUGUCAAAGUUCUUAGCCUGGAGCCUCACACCUGUCAGCUCCAGGAGGAGAUGGCCCAGUUAGCAGACUGCGCACUGCCCACUGAACUAAGAGUUGGAUUCGGUGAACUUCCCUUUAACAGAGUUGAUCUGUUCCCUACUUAUCCUGACAUCUGCUUCAGAGUAGAGGGUUUCAAUUUCUUGUGUCACAAGGCCUUUUUCUGUGGGCGCAGUGAUUAUUUUAAGGCCUUAGUGGAAGACCACUUCAGCGAGGGUGAGCAGCUGCAGUCCCAGCCCAGCACCCCGGUCAUAACCCUGCACAUCUCCCACGAAGUCUUUAUCCACGUCAUGUAUUACAUCUACACUGAUGACACAGAGCUGACGAUGGACAGCGUGUUCGACGUGCUGUGCGUGGCUGACAUGUACCUGCUGCCGGGGCUGAAGCGUCUCUGUGGGAAGACGCUCGGUAAGGCUAUUUGCGAGGACAACGUCCUGCACAUGUGGAAGACGGCCAAGCUUUUCCGUCUGUCUCGGCUAGAAGACCAGUGCACAGAGUUCAUGGCGAAGAAUAUUGAACGGCUGGUGGAGCAGGCCGAGUUUGCCGAGAUGAUAAAGGAGGAUGCUGCGUCGCUGGAGGAGCGCCAGGAGACAGACUCUGUCCCUCUCGUGGACGACAUCCGCUACCACAUCGCCAGCAACGUGCAGACGUACAGCGCCAUCGAGGAGGCCAACCAGAAGCUGGAGGCCCUGGAGGAGCUGCUAUCCAGCAUCAAUAUUGACUGCUGAACAGGGCCGCCAGGUUCUGUGUGGUGGAGAGAUUUUAAGGUCGACUCUGGAGGGAAUCUUUAGUGAGGUGAGAAGAAAAACAUAUACAACUUUAUGUUUAUAGGUUUUAUUUUAUUUACAGAGUCUGGCACAUAUUAUACAAUAUGUGAAAGGAGCUUUUGUACCUAAUGUAUUCAGAGAUAUGGUCGGUGCUUCAGCAACCAUACACUUCUGACAAAGAGAGAGCGUACUAAACAAGAGAAAAGUGAUCUGCUAUAAAUUUGUUAAUUAAAUUCUUUCACAUUGGUUGUGAAGACAUUAUGUGCAACAUAAUAACUACUGAAUAUUUUUUUGCAUUACACAUGCAUGAAUUUAACAUGAUUUGCAGCAGUUAGAAGUUAAAACUAGCCGAUUCUUGCCCUUACUAGUGUAGUUUAACCCAACUAUAAUCUUGUGUAUGAUGUAAAAGCUUCAACAAUUGCAUUUUAAUGAUUUAGAAUGGCAACAGAGAGCAUAUAAUGUUCUAAUUCUCACAUUUAAGGACAAUGUGUCACAGAAAGCUUACUUCUCUUUACUAGUUCAGAAAACAUUCUUUGGUUUUAUUAAAUUAUUAAGUUGUUUUGUGUGUAUUUGAAAGUAUUUUGUGGCUCUCCUUCACCUCACUGUUUGAAUUGUGGGAUUCCCUCUGGUAUUUUUUACACAUAUCACCCUCUAAAUCCACUCAUGCACUUUGCUUCAGUUGAAAACUGAAGCUCCUGUUUUCCAGCAAACCCAUUUUGCCUUAUGUGUGUAGCAAGUAAAUAAAAUUAAAUUGUCAACA